AUGGCUGAGCCCCUUCACACCAAGGUCUGCAUCAUUGGCAGUGGCCCCGCCGGCCACACGGCCGCCAUCUACGCGGCACGCGCCGAGCUGAAACCCGUCAUGUUCGAGGGAUUCCUUGCCAACGACGUCGCCGCGGGUGGCCAGCUCACCACCACCACGGAUGUCGAAAACUUUCCCGGCUUUCCCGAGGGCGUCAUGGGUCAAGAGAUUACGGACCGCUUCCGUGCUCAGAGCGCGCGCUUUGGGACUGAAAUCUUCACCGAGACCGUGUCCGAUGUGGACCUCAGCGCCAAGCCCUUUGUCAUUAAGAGCGGCGAUCGUACCGUCACGGCCGACACGGUCAUUGUGGCAACCGGCGCCGUCGCCCGUCGCCUCCACUUUCCCGGCGCCGAUACCUUUUGGCAACGCGGCAUCUCGGCCUGUGCCGUCUGCGAUGGCGCUGCCCCCAUCUACCGCAACAAGCCCCUCAUUGUCAUCGGCGGUGGCGAUAGCGCCAUGGAGGAGGCCACCUUCCUCACCAAAUAUGCUUCCAAGGUGUACAUUGUGCAUCGCCGCGAUGAACUCCGCGCCUCCAAGAUUAUGCAGAACCGUGCCAUGAACAACCCCAAGGUGGAGUUUGUGCUCUCCGCUGAGGUUGUUGAGGCGCGCGGUGACAAGCUCAUGACCAGCGCCAUCAUCGAGGACAAGAAGACGGGCGAGAAGCGCGAGGUCGAGGCCAACGGCAUCUUUUUCGCCAUUGGCCACGAACCUGCCUCCGCCUUCCUCAACGGCCAGCUCGAGCUUGACGAGGAUCGCUACAUUGUGACCAAGCCCGAUUCAACAGCCACCUCCAUCCCCGGCGUGUUUGCCUGCGGUGACGUUCAGGACAAGAAGUACCGCCAGGCCAUCACCGCCGCUGGCACGGGCUGCAUGAGUGCGCUCGAGGCUGAGCACUACCUCGCCGCUCUCGAAGACUCCCAGUAA
This is a messenger RNA of Monosiga brevicollis MX1, 963 nucleotides long. RefSeq lists its product as uncharacterized. Gene Ontology annotation, biological process: removal of superoxide radicals. Bases 1 to 963 code for a protein of 320 amino acids. Gene Ontology annotation, molecular function: thioredoxin-disulfide reductase (NADPH) activity. The record is from RefSeq and is a predicted model, not a curated record. Lineage: Eukaryota; Choanoflagellata; Craspedida; Salpingoecidae. Gene Ontology annotation, cellular component: cytoplasm. The transcript is spliced from 5 exons.